This is a messenger RNA of Sapajus apella (tufted capuchin), 1761 nucleotides long. It is a transcript of the gene PIGW, whose product is annotated as phosphatidylinositol glycan anchor biosynthesis class W. Gene Ontology annotation, biological process: protein localization to plasma membrane; GPI anchor biosynthetic process. NCBI's taxonomy places the organism in Eukaryota, Metazoa, Chordata, Mammalia, Primates, Cebidae. The record is from RefSeq and is a predicted model, not a curated record. Gene Ontology annotation, molecular function: glucosaminyl-phosphatidylinositol O-acyltransferase activity. Bases 199 to 1713 code for a protein of 504 amino acids. The transcript is spliced from 2 exons. Gene Ontology annotation, cellular component: endoplasmic reticulum; membrane.
GCGGUUGGUGCCCGCGUGGUUUGGCGGGUGCAGGGGGAGUCCGGCGGCCCGGCCCACAUAGACCCUCUGCCGGAGUCGCAGGCACCAUUGGAGCACAUGAGGUAUACGGGCAGAGUGCGGCCAGAUCGGGCGUCUGUCAGGAAAGACUUUCUUUUUUAAAAGACGGGAGUCUCGCUCUGUCACCCAGGAGGAAAAAAAAUGUCUCAAAAGCAGAUGAAGGAAGCUUUUGUCAGUAACCUCAAUGGAACCACCGUGCUGGAAAUCACCCAGGGAUUGUGCUUUCCUGCAUUCUGUAUCCUGUGCAGAGGAUUCCUGAUCAUUUUCUCACAGCACAUAUGUUCUUUUUCACAUACCUGGAAAACUAGAUUCUUCAUUGACUUUGUUGUCCUAAUAGUUCCCAUGGUAGCCACUUUGACCAUUUGGGCUUCAUUUAUUCUCCUUGAGCUUCUCACUGUAAUUAUCUUUGGGGCAGGGCUGUUCUAUCAAAUAUACCGAAGGAGGACUUGCUAUGCCAGAGUUCCUUUCCAGAAAAUCCUUGAAAAAUUCUUGAACAUCAGUGUAGAAUCAGAAUACAUUCCAGCUAUCUCCUGUUUCCGUGUAAUUACCAGUGCAUUUACUGCUAUUGCUAUUUUGGCUGUGGACUUCCCACUUUUUCCCAGAAGAUUUGCCAAAACUGAGCUCUAUGGGACAGGAGCAAUGGAUUUUGGAGUAGGUGGCUUUGUUUUUGGGACUGCAAUGGUUUGUCUAGAGAUCAGGAGGAGAAAAUAUAUGGAAGGGUCCAAAUCGUGUUACUUUACAAACUCAUUGUACUCUGUUUGGCCCUUGGUCUUCCUAGGAAUUGGACGAUUAGCCACUAUAAAAUCAAUAGGCUAUCAGGAACAUUUAACUGAGUAUGGAGUUCACUGGAACUUUUUCUUUACCAUCAUAGUUGUGAAAUUGGUAACACCACUGCUUUUGAUUAUUUUUCCCCUAAAUAAGUCCUGGAUUAUUGCCCUCAGCAUUACUGUAUUAUACCAGCUAGCCCUUGACUUUACCCCACUGAAGACGUUAAUAUUAUAUGGUACUGAUGGUAAUGGCACACGGGUUGGCCUGUUAAAUGCCAACCGCGAAGGAAUAAUCUCUACCUUGGGGUAUGUGGCAAUACACAUGGCUGGUGUACAAACAGGGUUAUAUGUGCAUAAGAACAGAUCACAUAUCAAAGGCUUGAUAAAAGUAGCCUGUUGUCUUUUGCUGGCAGCUAUUAGCCUCUUUAUAUCUCUUUAUGUAGUUCAAGUAAAUGUAGAAGCAGUAUCUCGAAGAAUGGCAAAUUUAGCCUUUUGUAUCUGGAUAGUUGCUUCUAGUCUGAUCCUUCUUAGUAGUUUAUUACUGGGUGAUGUAAUUUUGAGUUUUGCCAAAUUUCUAAUUAAAGGCGCUCUAGUACCAUGUUCUUGGAAACUUAUCCAGUCACCUGUUACAAAUAAAAAGCAUUCAGAAUCUCUAGUCCCUGAAACUGAAAGAAGGGAACCCAGUCUUUGUUUAAUCACAGCUCUAAACAGAAAACAGUUAAUAUUUUUCUUGCUGUCAAAUAUAACAACUGGCCUGAUUAACCUGAUGGUAGAUACACUACACAGCAGUACCUUGUGGGCCUUAUUUGUGGUCAAUCUCUAUAUGUUUUCCAACUGUUUUAUUGUAUACGUACUGUAUUUGCAAGAUAAGACUAUAAAAUUUUGGUGAUCAGCAGUAGGAUAUAUAAGUAUUUGGGCAAUAUUUAAUGAGGAAGAA